CCUCACCACCAUCUCUCCAUAACCAUGGCGUCUUCUCUUCAAUACCUUCUGUUCUCUACUCUCCUUUUAUUCUUCUCUAAGUCUUUAGCUCAGCAAUCUUUCCGCCCAAAGGCCUUGGUGAUCCCCGUCUCCAAAGACCCUUCCACGCUUCAGUACAUUACCUCCAUAAAUCAAAGAACCCCUUCCCUCUCCAUCGACCUCGUCCUCGAUGUAGGCGGCCAAUUCCUCUGGGUUGAUUGCGAGAACAAUUAUGUAUCCUCCACGUACCGUCCUGCCCGUUGCAAUUCUGCCCAAUGUUCCUUGGCUAGAGCCAGUGGCUGUGGGGACUGCUUCUCCGCACCGAGACCAGGAUGCAACCACAACACAUGCGGUGUUUCACCUGAUAACACGGUCACUGGCACCGCCACGAGCGGUGAGGUUGCUCAGGAUGUUGUUUCUGUGCAGUCAACAAACGGGUCAAAUCCCGGUAGGGUUGUUACCGUGCCCAAGUUCAUCUUCUCCUGCGCGCCGACUUCCCUUCUUGAAGGUCUGGCUAGUGGGGUUGUGGGGAUGGCUGGGCUUGGUAGGACUAGAAUUGGAUUGCCGUCACAAUUCGCUGCCGCUUUUAGUUUCAACCGGAAAUUUGCGAUUUGUCUUUCCUCCGCCACCACCGCCAUGGGUGUAGUGUUUUUCGGAGAUGGCCCCUACGUGUUCCUCCCCGGAAUUGACGUAUCCCAAUCACUCCAGUACACCCCACUUUUCAUCAACCCCGUCAGCACCGCUUCCGCCUUCACCCAAGGCGAACCAUCCUCCGAAUACUUCAUCGGCGUCAAAUCCAUCCAGAUCGACGACACACCCGUUUCAAUAAACACAACAUUGCUGUCGAUAGACAAAAAAGGUGUCGGCGGUACCAAGAUCAGCACGGUAAACCCCUACACCGUCCUGGAGAGUUCGAUCUACAAGGCUGUCACUAGGGCCUUUGUCACCGCCGCCUCUGCCAGGAACAUCGCCAGGGUGGCGGGAGUAGCCCCGUUCGACACGUGUUUCAACGCAAGCAGCAUUCUGGGUACCCGCUUGGGAGCCUCCGUGCCGACCAUCAGGUUGGUGUUGCAGAACGAGAAUGUGAUUUGGAGGAUCUUCGGCGCAAACUCAAUGGUGCAGGUUAGUGAUGAGGUGCUGUGUCUGGCGUUCGUUAAUGGCGGAUCGAAUCCACGGACAUCGAUCGUGAUCGGAGGACACCAGUUGGAGGACAAUCUAAUUCAGUUUGAUUUGGCGACUUCAAGGCUGGGAUUCAGCUCUACGCUUCGCGGCAGGCAGACAACUUGCGCCAACUUCAACUUCACAUCCAUCGCUUAAAAAAAAUGAGACAACAUUUGCCAAAUCUUAGUGAAAACUAUAAUAAAGUGAACAAGUACAAUAAAAGAACUCGUGUUGUGGUGAGAAUUUAUUGUUAAUGUUUAGUUUUCUUUUGAAAUAAAUUGUAUCAAUGGAA
Rubroshorea leprosula is the source of this 1471-nucleotide messenger RNA. The record is from the annotation of a GenBank genome assembly. Lineage: Eukaryota; Viridiplantae; Streptophyta; Magnoliopsida; Malvales; Dipterocarpaceae.